UUAAGGGACAUGCGCAGUGAAUUACAGUCGCAGCCCAUGAAUGUUACAGCAGUCUGUUUUCGGACACAACACAGCCGUCUUCUGCCGAGCGAACACGGGGCAGGACUGGGCCAGGAAUGCCUCCAGCACUCCGGUUGAACGCCCGACUCCGAAGCCGGCCUUGGGCAGCCGCAGUCGCGGUUUGAGGCCUGGUCCUCACUCCAACCGACCGGUCCCAUCCAGGGUGGGUCCGACUCCACUACUCCGCCCUAUCUAUCGUCAUGGUGACCGAUCUCCUAUCCAAGCGUAUCCAGCCGAUCCAUAUACAGAGAAAGACUGGCCUGAAGGCUUUGCACAGCUUACUGUGGUUGGAAUGAAGCAGCACUAUGCCCUGGGCCAGUAUUUACGGCAUCGCUACAAUACCUUCCUCAACUCCUCUUAUGACCGGCAUGAGGUUUAUGUUCAGAGCACAGAUAUUGACCGGACUCUAAUGAGUGCUCAAGUGAAUCUGGCGGGUCUGUACCAUCUGCAAGGGCAUCAGGUCUUCCAUCCUGACUUAAGGUGGCAACCAGUUCCUGUGCAUACAGUGCCUGUGGAACAAGACAAGUUUCUCAAGUUCCCACUAAAAAACUGUCCCCGGUUUCAAAAGUUGCUGGAAGAGACGAUGAACAGCAGAGAAGUUCGCGAAAAAAUACAGAAAAAUACGGAUUUUCUGAACAUGGUAUCCAAUAACACCAAGAUGAAGGUGACGAUGCACAAUGAAUGGGAGGUUUACGACACUCUAUUUUGUGAGAAAACUCACAAUUUCACUUUGCCUUCCUGGGCUACGCAUGAAGUGAUGGCUCGUAUGAGAGAACUGAAUGACUUUGGCAUGGAAGUAUUCUUUCAACUUCACAAGACACAAGAGAAAUCGAGGCUGCAAGGGGGUGUCCUUCUCAAACGAAUUCUGCAAAAUAUUAAUCAGGCAGUAAAUGAGUCUACUCCCAUGCCAAGUCUCAAAUUAAUCAUGUACUCAGCGCAUGAUGUGACACUCAUCGCUCUGCAAAUGGCACUGAAUGUGUACAACUAUAUUAUUCCCCCGUAUGCCUCCUGUUUUAUGUUUGAGCUGUAUGAAGAAGAUGACAGGUCCUUCACAUUGGAUAUGUACUUCAGGAACCAGUCUGAUUCUGAGCCACAUCUUCUGACUCUUCCAAAUUGUACUGAACAUUGUCCCUUGCAAGACUUCAUCCGCAUCACCAAGCACUUGAUCGCUGACAACUGGGAAGAGGAAUGCAAAAUCUCCAGUGACUCUAACCAAACAGGGCUGGUGCUGGCUGCGGCAUUGAGCGUGUGCUUUGUCCUGUUGAUCGUGUUGGGGAUGACACUGUACUGGUGCUGGAACUGGAAAAUAUCACGACUCUGUGUGCCAACCAGCAGCGACGAGCUGGCCUGACUAUCGAUGGGUUUGCUCAGCCUGGACGACCAGGAAGAGUGCUGACUAGGCUCACAUUCCAUCUAUCCGGGUCGAUGGCUGCUGGAAGAACCUGGAGAUGUGAGCUUACCAUGCAGUUUCCUUGUGUACUGCAGUGUUGUGGGGAGGGUCAUUGGUAUCAGCCCACCCAUGCUUGGCAAACAUACUUUCUGCCUUCUCUCCACAAUGCUCAAUACCGCUGUCCUGUCCAGCAAUUUUGAUUUUGGAGUGCUCAUCCACUCCAUGGUGUCCUCCCCUCAUUACCAUCAGCCCCCAUAACCUCUGUUCUUUGUCCCCCACCUCUGGUCCAAAGCCUGGAACUCCACACCUGGAUUCCUCCUUCCCUCCCUCCUGGCCCGGAGCCUGCAUACAUUCUCCUCGCCACUGGUGGAGUAUCUAGGCCUAGUUUUAAACACGAUUCAUGUGACUUUAACUGCCACUUACCUGAUCUGUGGCAGCAUCAAAUGUUCUGCCCCUUCCAUCCUCUUACAUAACUAGACAAGAUACCUCAACCAAUGGGACCAAAUGCUUUCUGUCCUUUUACAAGUCACAUUUUGCUAAAACCAUAAUUUUAGUUUAAGCUGAUGUAAAUAUUGCAAUGUGUUGUGGAAAUUAUUUUAAGUCAGGUGGUUCCAAUCAAACAGCCAGCAUUGGAGAACCUCCGGUUUAGAAUUCUGCUGUGAUAUAAAUUUACAGCUUAGCUGCUUUGCUGUGAUUUCCCUUCCAAUAUUUGAUGUAUUUAUCCUUGAUGAAUCAGUCAGCAGAGUGGGAGCCUGACUCGUGACCAGUGAAUGAUCUGUAACUCAGUCCCCUUUCCCCUGCCUCCGACUGCAAGGAAAAGACAGUGCUGAUGUUGCUCAGGCUGAGCUGUUUAAUGUUGGACACUUGGUGUGUCAGUGUCAUAGGCUGCAUGUUGUUCAAACAUGCAAUUGUUCCCAGAAAUCCUUUGAUACAUAGACCCUUCUUAAAAUGUAUCUGUGACAAUUUUGAUUGAGGCCACAGGAGUACAGUGCAGCAUGCAAAUUAGAAUGCAGGACCUCGGCUUUGUUUGUGUCACUUUAAAUGAAAUUGGAUCAAACUAAUGCAACCUCCUCACCUCCACAAACUCUCAUUGUGAUGGAAGGUCAAAGGGUGAAACUAGGAUUUACCAAAUGAACCAGCAAGAUUGCCCUGCCCUGGAGCGAGGGCAGGAAUGGGCACUGGCGUAAUGUCUCAGGUCAACACUGAAACUGGAAAUGGUCAGGCAACAUGCUGUACAUAUGUAAAAUGCUUGUGCUAAUAGACAAUAUGUCUAAACUGAUGUAUUCAUGGGUCAGGAAUCCCUUGAACACCUGAACUCCACAAUGGAUCAGUGUGUAUUGUACAACAGGGGUCCCCAACCUUUUUUGCACUGUGGACUGGUUUAAUAUUGACAAUAUUCUUGCGGACCAGCCGACCCGGGGGGUGCGGGGGGUAGGGUUGCCAACGGACAAGAGUAGCAGUCAAAUACGUUGCGUUUACCCCAAAAAGACUACAAUGACCAUGAAGCCUUGCGCGGGCACCAGUGCGCAUGCGUAACCUGCGUAUGUGUGCGCCUGUCGAUUCUUUUUUUCCCCCUGAAAAUUGGUUUUGGCGAUUCUGUUCAGUUGGGUGGGGGUGGGGUGUUAAUCAUGUCUGGAAUAUAAGUGAUAAGUGGCUAAUACACUCAAUUUCGUUUCUAAAAGGGUUUAUCUAACGAAUUUAAUAUUAAACACACAGCGCAUAUUUUCCUCGCAUGAAUACGGUGAUAAGUCAAUUAUCGGGGAGGACAGGGGAGCUUGAAGUAAGUGUUGAACGAACUUCCAGUAGAAGUGGUAGAGGCAGGUUUGAUAUUAUCAUUUAAAGAAAAAUUGGAUAGGUAUAUGGACAGGAAAGGAUUGGAGGGUUAUGGGCUGAGUGCAGGUCGGUGGGACUAGUUCAGAGUAGCGAUCAGCACAGACUAGAAGGGCAGAGAUAGCCUGUUUCCAUGCUGUAAUUGUUAUAUGGUUAUAUAAGUCAAUAGCAUCAUAACAUUUUAAGUAAUGUUUGGAUAUUAAACACACAGCACAUAUUUUCCCCGUAUGAAUGUAUAAAAUCAUUGCAACACACCAAUAUCGCUGAAUCAGUGGGAGCCCUGGGCUUGUUUCCCUGCAACAAGACGGUCCCAUCGAAGGGUGACGGGAGACAAUGAUACUCGAAGGGGGUUCCUUAUGUCCAGUCUAUUCCGCAGUUUAGUUUUCAUUGCACUCAUUGCAGAAAACUCCGCUUCGCAGAAAUAUGUUGGAAGCAACGUUUUCGGUGCUUUUGUGGCUAUCUCAGGAUAUUUAGCCUUGACUUUGAUUCGGAAUGCUGGCAGAGAUGUUAUAUCAAACAUACUUUUCAGCCCGCCGUCAUUUGCAAGCUCGAGGAGUUGAUCUCCUUGCCGCGCUGACACUAAUAAUGACCUCUCAUGCGUAAUGGCUCAGCAGUGGCUGUGACAGGGAAUGAGGAAAGGUGCAGCUGACUCAUAUCGCCAAAGCAUAUCGUUUCCUCAUGGCCCGGUACCGGUCCGCGGCCUGGUGGUUGGGGACCGCUGUAGUACAAUAUAACCUUUACCAAAUGUGCCUCUGUGCCAAAUAAUCUAUAAUUAAUUCUAAUCAAGAGGAAUCUUAUGUGUAAUAUCUCUGACCAAGAUGUGUGUGUUGUAGGUAUUAAUCAUCAACAAUAAUGAUCAUUUAGGCACAGAGAGAAUCUGAACCAAUCAAAGUAUUUGUCAGUUAAUAGUUAACAACAAGCAUGUAAAUUUACAAAACUAAUUGCCUGUGCAUACACCCACUAGGUUUUCCUGAACCUCCCUAAACAGUCAAAGAAUAAAAAGGAAUCUAUGCUCGCCAGACAUUCUUCUUGAUCUCAAUGUAAUCUCCACAUUUUCUAUGUGGAUGGUUGUUCUCCAAAGAUGUCACUGCCUGUACUGAAAUCCUUCACUUUUGUAGGCUCAGACUCAUCUGACUCAUCUGUGUCAGCGUCUCAUUAGAUCUGGCCCAUGGCCCAAGCAGUCUGCUUGUUUAUUUAUUCAUUCCAACUCAGACCAAUUCAAACCAGUCUAGUCAGGUCAGCUAAACGCAAACAACAGGGAUUUUGCAGAUGCUGGAAAUUCAAGCAACACAUAAAAGUUGCUGGUGAACGCAGCAG
Messenger RNA from Mobula hypostoma (lesser devil ray), 4597 nucleotides. RefSeq names its product lysosomal acid phosphatase-like. Gene Ontology annotation, cellular component: lysosome. Bases 41 to 1411 code for a protein of 456 amino acids. Gene Ontology annotation, molecular function: acid phosphatase activity. Lineage: Eukaryota; Metazoa; Chordata; Chondrichthyes; Myliobatiformes; Myliobatidae. The record is from RefSeq and is a predicted model, not a curated record. Gene Ontology annotation, biological process: lysosome organization; dephosphorylation. The transcript is spliced from 11 exons.